Messenger RNA from Zea mays, 1101 nucleotides. Its product is annotated as expp1 protein. Lineage: Eukaryota; Viridiplantae; Streptophyta; Magnoliopsida; Poales; Poaceae. Gene Ontology annotation, molecular function: metal ion binding. Gene Ontology annotation, cellular component: cytosol. Bases 71 to 805 code for a protein of 244 amino acids. Gene Ontology annotation, biological process: protein histidyl modification to diphthamide. The transcript is spliced from 3 exons. The record is from RefSeq and is marked provisional.
CUUCACUGGAGCCAGCUUGGUCGGUUCGUUUACCACCAAAGCGCCCCGCAAAAUCUCGCCGCCGACCGCCAUGGCAGCCGCCGACGAGACGCGUCCGCUGCUCGUUGCUAUAUCUCUCGCCGUAGCCGCCUGCUGCCUCGCGCAGCUGGCGGUGGGGGACACGAACGGCGUCUACGAGCCGUGCAGUGACGCACGGAUCCAGCGCGGGGACGGCUUCACCUUCGGGGUGGUCUUCGCCGGAUACAACGCCUUCUUCUCCGGCAACACACAGCUCUCCCCCUGCGACCGCCGCCUCAACCUCGCUGCCUCCGGGCAGCUCGCCGUCUUCCGCCCCAAGGUCGACGAGAUCUCCCUCCUCACCAUCAACACCACUACCGGAUUCAACCCAGCUUCAGCUGGUGGAUUCAUGGUAGCAUUUGCCGGCAGGAAGUAUGCAGCUAGAUCUAUUCCGAUAUUUGUAUCCAACACCUCAGUCACAGUGUCCAGCUUCACACUGGUACUUGAGUUCAACAAAGGCAGACUCCAAAACUUGCACUGGAAGAAGGACGGCUGUGGCGCUUGCUCCGGCAAGUCGAACUUCGUCUGCCUCGGCAAACAGACAUGCGCCAUCAGGACGCAGAGCUGCAAGAGCCAAGGGCCCGUCGACUGCAGCGUCGGCAUCCAGCUGGCUUUCUCUGGCACGGACAAGCACGAGUCGGUUCUGAACUCGUGGUACGAGGUCUCCAACCUGAGGCAGUACUCCCUCUACGGGCUCUACUCCAACCUCAAGGACACCCUGAGCGGCCAGUUCAACAAGAUCUUCUAGGCUGUUUUGGUGCUGCCAUUGUUUAUUCUCUCCUGCUCCCAUCCCGAUCAUUAUUAAUCCUGUUUUGGUACUUGUAUCCAGAUUCCAGACCAGUUUUAACCCUGUCUCAGCUCAACCGUAUGUACCAUUGCCCGUUGGUGUCGUUUUAGUGCCUAACAAGAUUUAUGAAUUUUGUGAUGAGCUAGCUACUGUCCUGCCGAUGACUAUGUUUGCUUCCAAAGGACACGGCUUAUCGUCGCUGAUAUACCAGGUAUUAUGUUAUAAAUCACAUGGACUGCCUAUUAAGUUCGUUGAAU